ACGGGGUUGAAAUACAAAAAGGUCGGUUCGCUAGAAAAAGAGAAGAAAGCGAGGAGCGGGGACCAGUCUCCAUUGAUUCUUACAGAGAAGAAAGAAGGAAGAGAGAGAGAGAGAGAGAUCUAGAGAGAGAAGGAAACCUAAUCGCGCGCAUCUGCCCUCUCUGUAGACAGGUUCGCCUCUCUUUCAAGGUCCUCGAUCACCGCCUCACCAACUCACUCUCGUUGGAUACCUGGUUGUACCGCAGAAGAAAACAAGAUGCUUCCACUUUCGUUACUCAAGACUGCGCAAGGUCACCCUAUGUUGGUGGAACUGAAAAAUGGGGAGACAUACAAUGGUCACUUAGUUAACUGCGACACUUGGAUGAACAUCCAUCUUCGUGAAGUUAUAUGCACCUCAAAGGAUGGAGACAGGUUUUGGCGUAUGCCUGAGUGCUACAUUAGGGGAAACACAAUCAAGUAUCUUAGAGUUCCGGAUGAGGUGAUCGACAAAGUUCAAGAGGAUACAAAAAGCCGUUCAGAUAGAAAGCCACCUGGUGUAGGGCGCGGAAGAGGAAGAGGUAGAGAGGAUACCUCAUCCAAAGCAAAAGGCAUAGGCCGUGGCAUGGAGGAUGGAGGCGGCCGAGGUGGAGGUCGAGGCAGGGGUGGUGUUUCUGGUGGAAGGGCUGGUGGAAGUAGAGGUGGAGGUCGAGGCUAGUGAAGAAAGCUCGAGAGAAUAGAUGAACUUAAGUCCCAGUGAAGCGGUCUUGUCAUUUUUUUCAAAAAGGCCACUAGCAUUUGCUCUUCAUGAAGCGGUUUGGUCAAGUUUUCUCCUUACCUCUUUAAUGCGUUUAUUUAUUGCCUGUUUGGUUUUAACGACCUGUUCUUUCUGAUUACUUUUUGGGUAUCAUAAUCUGCACCAACAGUUAGUGACCUUAAUACUUGUAUUAUGAACAUCAGCAUCUCCGAAACUGGUUUGUACAAUAAUUUUGCCAUUGGACUGUCGGAUUUUUAUCUCGUGCACAAUACCGUCAUUAAUUUCUCUUGAUUUGAU
Messenger RNA from Erythranthe guttata (spotted monkey flower), 1029 nucleotides. Its product is annotated as Small nuclear ribonucleoprotein family protein. NCBI's taxonomy places the organism in Eukaryota, Viridiplantae, Streptophyta, Magnoliopsida, Lamiales, Phrymaceae. Gene Ontology annotation, molecular function: RNA binding. Gene Ontology annotation, biological process: mRNA splicing, via spliceosome; nuclear-transcribed mRNA catabolic process. The record is from RefSeq and is a predicted model, not a curated record.